CGUCGUGCGCUCGUAUGGUUCACAUUGAAUUUACGUCGAUUCAGUGAGUCUCAGCUCUCGCGCAAACACUAUAAUCAGCGAUAUUAAAAUCCAAUUGUACGGAUAAAAUCGAAUUAUCGUCAAAGUUAUUUGUUCAUCACUGAAAAAAAUAUGUGCAGAGAAUUUAGAUUAUUAUUUUUAAGUGGCUGCCUGCUAGUGUUCUCCAAUCUCGCUACGGCAACUAUUUCCGCGGAAAAUACAUCCGAUUUCGAGACAGUCCAUACGAGCAACGCGGCAAUCCUAAACCGACUCGGACUAGCGCCUCUUCAAAUACCCGAUGGUCAUCACAAGAAGCGGUUAGCUGGGCCUGAGCCACCGGGGCUUCAAACGCGUAUACAUCAGCCUUACAGUCGUCGUCACGGUCACCGCGACAGUCACAUUUACAUCGUGAAGCUUCCGGCUAGUCCUCCGUACUACACUAUUACGAAGCCUCACAAAUCCGUCAGCGAUGAUAAAGUGACCAAGACCGGCCCGAGUUUUCCGGUGGGCUUUCAAGGAAACGGUAAACCUGCCAAGAUUUAUCAUUGGAAUUUACCGGUCGUCAAAAAAGUGACGGAGAAAAAGCGCCUCCAACUGAAUCAAUUAAUGGAACAGGCGAGGAAGAGACUGGACGACACGAAAAAACGGCAGAAAACGUCCUCCACGAAAAUUGUAAUGAAUAAACUUUAUCCUUUCGAUACGACCGGCAAGAAUAACGAAUAUCGUAUUGGCGAUGAUAAGCUUCAUUCUUACCAAAAGCCAUUAACGACAAAACACGUCAGGAAUAACGACAAAAGGCUUACCUAUCCAGACAACAAUAUCAAAUUUAAAUUGACGGAGAAGAGUAGUGAUGAUUCCGGCAACAAGUUGUAUAGACUGAACGAUUUAAGUUUACAUAGGAUUCAUCUCACCAAUGAUUUUCACGGGUCAAAAAGCACUGUGCCGAAGAUGAAGAAGCAUCGAAAGAAAGCUGCCAUGUCAUAUUAUGCGCCAAUUUCUACUAAGACGGGUACCAGCAUCCAUAAAAAUUUCCCCGGAAAUGGCAAACCCAAGGCUUUUUAUAUCAUGGAGAAAAGUCGCAAACCAGUGUACUAUCAUCCUCUCCUACCUUAAUCCUUGACUCCUCGUGUAAUUGUGCACAAUCACGUAAUGUGUUAAGUGGCCCGUGAGCCUCUGUUAACCUAAGUAGACGUAUAUAAUACUCUGUUUGUAUAGGAUCAAGGGUCGCCGUUUGAAUAGAGACAAAACGCAGAAGAGAGAGAGAGAGAGAGAGGGAGAGAGAGAGAGAGAGAGAAACAGAGACUUUCAGACUUAUAUCGCAUAUGAUAGUUUUUAUUUAAGGUCACGUGCAUUUUGCUGUUCCAGUUCUAUUAGAGAUGUAUAUCGUUAUCAAUUCUUUCUUUUUUACUUAAAAAAUCUAUCAGUAAGUAAAUAUUACACAAAUGCAAAAGUGUAAAUCUCAUUGUUGUAGCUUGUCAAUAAUUCAUUUUUUAUAUAUGUAUUUAAUUUUAUAUAUAUGAUGUUGUAUUGAUAAUUUAAUUCGUUUCACAAAUCGCGAAAAAUUGACAUUGAUAAGAUUCACAUUUUCAUUGCUAUAUAACUACAUUUAUGCUUUAUGAGUGACAACUGAAUGGGCAUAUCACGUUCUUUUUAAAGUUGUAUUAUAUAUCUAUUGAUACAUACACAUACAUAUUAUAGAUAUAAAUAAUUAUACAUAUAUAUUAAAUUGUUCGCAUAAAAGUUUGUAACAAUUUUUAAUAGAUAAUUGAACAUAUCGUCAUAUGUCGUGAAGGAAGGACUAUUUAAUAACAUACAUACAUAUUUUGAAAAAUGAUAUUUUAAUAACACAAAAAUUGUCUGGAUUAACUUAUAAAAAAGGCGUUGUUUUUUUUUUCGAGUAAUGCUUAAUCUCAUGUUUCUUUGCAGGAUGCAACAAAAAUUUGUGCAGCUAAGCUGAAAAAUAUAUUCUACCAUAGAUUAUGCUAGCUGUUUACUAGAUUUAAUAUUCUCUGAUUAUUUAUCUUAAUUUUUGCAAAAGUUUUUUAAAAACUCUAAAAUUUGAAAAAUCUAAGAAUUUUUCAGCUGUACUCAAAGGAUAACUAAAGAUCAUCAACAAAAACAAUGCAUGAGAAUUAUCAAAUAUAAAGAGAAAUAUAUAAUACAUUAUUUUUUAUUUCUUUUGUGAAAAAUUGCUACAAACUUUUCGAAUAAUCCACUACAAUAAUAAUUUUUUACUUUUAUAUUCUAUAUAAGAUAUUUUCUCUAGCUAUAUGAUCUGUUUUUUUUUUUUCGAUUAUAGAAUAAUCGUGAAUUAUUUGCCUACUUUUUAACCGCGCAAGUUUUAAGCCUUAUCUGAUGCCAAAAUAUCCAGCGAAAAUAUCCAACUUUAUAUGUCCCUCCCUCUUAUUUUUAUUCAACUUUAUCGGCAAACCUGGGACAAUUUCUAAAAGAUAAAUAAAUUUGUUUAUCAAGAUCAUAAUUGAUUCCAAGUAACUAAAUCUUAUAACCGAAGAACACUGCACUGCUAACUUGAAAAGCGCGAUAGUAUUACAUAUUGAGAUUAAUCAAUGUUCCAUGUCCGUUACAUUACAUGAUACUAUUUACAUUUGAUACGAAUAUUGAUUACACUAUUAUUUACUAUAACGUUUAAAUCAUAUUAUAUAGGUAACUUAGCUUUUUUAUGCAUCUGCUCCUUUAUUUAUAUAAGACUCAUUAAAAAAAUGCUAGGAAAUGUUAUAUAUUUCUUAUGUAGAUUAAUUCAAACAUGCUACAUAAUAUUGAUCUAUUACAAAACAGAGAAGUUAACAUCUUCUCUAGAGAGCUUGAAUAUCAAGUAGGUUAGAUUUUAUUCUUGAAUAAAUCUCUGAUUAAGCGCAAAGUUUUGCAAUUGAUCGGAUUUUUUUUUUAAUGUAAAAGAAAAAGAGAGAGAGAAAUCAGCGAUCGCAUUCCAAAUGUUACUUCCCGCUGAAAGAUCGCCUAUGAUCCUAUAAUCAAAUUCUGUGUCGCUAAGUUAAGUUAAUUAAUAUUAAUUAAUAUUAUUGUUAAUCGCUAAUUAACGCUGUAUAGUAUAUUUUUAUAAGUAUAACACGCAGAUAUAUACUAUUUCUAUGUGUCCGUCGUUUAUGCAUAAUCAUGAUUGAUUGAUUGCGUAUGUCGAAUGCUUGAUCAAUGUAAUAUGAUAGACGGACUUUUUAUGAAGACUGGACAAUACAUAUUUUUACGUAAUAUGUAGAUCUACAUACAUUGACGCGAAAAUCUUUUUUAUUAAAUUUUUUUUUCUACGUAUAUUUUUCCGUACGUAUAUCAUAUAAAUCGUAGGUAAGAAUGCUCGAUUGUAAUAUUCAGUAUAACGAAUAAAAAUAUUUAUAAUCCUUUGUA
Cataglyphis hispanica is the source of this 3396-nucleotide messenger RNA. RefSeq lists its product as uncharacterized. The coding region runs from base 151 to 1131 and encodes 326 amino acids. NCBI's taxonomy places the organism in Eukaryota, Metazoa, Arthropoda, Insecta, Hymenoptera, Formicidae. The transcript has 2 exons. The record is from RefSeq and is a predicted model, not a curated record.